AUGCCUGGAAGAAUCAGUCAGCCCGGAAUGGUUGUCGAUCCGCUCCUUCUGGACAAUAUCACCCAAGCAGUACAGGUGAGGAUGGGUACACUGGAGCAAAUGGCUGGCGUGCAGAACAUGCUUUCAUCGUCACAUGGUAUAGAAUGGCCUUAUGGAGGAGCUCCUAGAGCGCUCGAUGUGUCACAAUUUGAGCAUGUGAAAGACUGGCAGAAUACUUUCCAACUGGUCAUAGCCACUGACGAAAUAAGAACAUUCGCUAUUUUUAACUAUGCUCGACUCAACUGGACUACUAGUCUCAAUGGAUUCGGAGGGAAACAAGCGGCUGUCGCUGGAUUCAAUGGUGGAAACGGUACUGGCUGGUACCAAUUACCGUACUCCGGACACGGUAAUGAGAUACUAAUUGAGUCCAAACGUUCAACUCAACCCCACAGCCGCUUGAGAAGUUGUUGCUAG
Molecule: messenger RNA, 453 nt
Organism: Cooperia oncophora
Lineage: Eukaryota; Metazoa; Nematoda; Chromadorea; Rhabditida; Trichostrongylidae
Source: the annotation of a GenBank genome assembly